AUGGAUUCCAAAGUGGAACGCCUCCUAAUGUUCUGCUUGAUAGGAGUAAGCCUUAAGGACAACCGAUUUCUUUCUUUGAGAAAACGGACUACAUUGAAAAGCCUAUUCCAGAAGAGGUGUUUGGGAAGGCUUUGGGAAAGGUUGUACGAAGAAGUUGGGGCCGCGACUUUCCAGCUAUUCCCUUUCGGGGCGAAAAUGAGUAAGAUUUCAGAAUCUGAUAUUCCAUUCACACAUCGGGUCGACAACCUCUAUCAAUUUACAUAUCUUGUAAGGUGGGAUGAAGAUGGGAAUGUUACAAUAACCAAAAGGCAUUUGAAUUGGACUAGAAGUGUUUAUGGUUACAUGACUCCUUAUGUGACGAACAAUCCAAGAGGUGCAUAUCUUAAUUCUAGGGACCUUGACCUAGGAAGGAACAACAAUAAUGGCACCGCGCAAGCAAGCACUUGGGGAAGAAGUUAUUUCAAGGAUAACUUCGACAGGCUAGUUCAUGUGAAGACUAAGGUUGAUCCAACUAAUUUCUUCAGGAAUGAACAAAGCAUCCCACCCCUUCCAUCACGGGAAAAGGAAAGAGGUGACUAG
This is a messenger RNA of Morus notabilis, 579 nucleotides long. RefSeq names its product tetrahydrocannabinolic acid synthase-like. The coding region runs from base 1 to 579 and encodes 192 amino acids. The transcript has a single exon. Gene Ontology annotation, molecular function: oxidoreductase activity; flavin adenine dinucleotide binding. Lineage: Eukaryota; Viridiplantae; Streptophyta; Magnoliopsida; Rosales; Moraceae. The record is from RefSeq and is a predicted model, not a curated record.